AUGGACGGCCGGAUGUCAUUAUUCGGUUUCCGAAGCCCGGACACGGCUACAGCUUAUAGGGACGAAAAAAUUGUGAAUGAGGUCCAGAUCAUGGAAUACCUCCACCAAAACACUGAUAUCCCUAUUCCUCGUGUUCACAGCUGGGGCUUAAUUGCCGAGAGUCCACAACACCUUGGUCCAUUCAUGAUUAUGGAUUAUGUCAAUGGUACACUUUUAUCGACUAUCUUGAAACAACCCGAUCAAGAAAAUAUGGUUCUGAACCCGAACAUCGACAACACAACAUUAGACAAGGUCUAUUAUCAAAUCGCCUAUUAUAUGUUCCAGCUUUCCCAACUUACGUUUAAUGGUAUUGGGGCCAUCUCGAAGGACUAUGCUUUAGGUGCAUGGCACGUUGCCGGAAGACCCCUAACGUAUAAUAUGAACGAGUUAGCCACUGUCGCCGGCUACCCUAAUAGUCAAUUUCCAACCGCGCCGUUUGACCGUGCAAGCGAUUAUUUAAGGUCGGUCGCGAACGAGCACUUAACCCACCUUUGGACCCAGCGCAACCUUGCCGACGAUACGGAAAUCGCUCAGGAGCGGUUCAUUGCCCGUCAUCGGUUCGCACAGCUAGUUUUAAAGUACUAUCCUAAGGACUGCGGGCUAUCUAUACCCUUCUGCGACGAUAUGCGACCCUCAAAUAUGCUUAUAGACCCAGAAACACUCCAGAUCACUGCUAUUCUUGAUUUUGAGUUCACGAAUGCUAUGCCAGCUGAGUUCACGUAUGACCCGCCCUGGUGGCUAUUGCUCUCUGGUCCGGAAAUGUGGCUUGAGCGCUGCGCGAUGGAAGAGUUUUUGACCCUCUAUGAGCCUAGAAUGGAGCAAUUCUUACGAGCUUUAGAGCGAGUGGAAAGUGAAAUGGUAUCAGAGGUUAAACAACCCGGUGGACCGUCUCUCUCUGCCCGGAUGCGCGAUUCAUGGAGGACAGGUCGAUUUUGGUUAGACUUCCGCAGAACCCAACUUUCGACCCAAUCUUGGCAUUGCCAAGAACCCAAUAACCCAACUUCGACCCAACAUGGUGCAUAA
This is a messenger RNA of Penicillium cinerascens, 1062 nucleotides long. RefSeq lists its product as uncharacterized. NCBI's taxonomy places the organism in Eukaryota, Fungi, Ascomycota, Eurotiomycetes, Eurotiales, Aspergillaceae. The record is from RefSeq and is a predicted model, not a curated record. The transcript has a single exon. The coding region runs from base 1 to 1062 and encodes 353 amino acids.